CCUCUCUCUCCUCGGUCUCUCUCUCUCUACGCCGUCCUAUUUAUUUAUCUCUCAUCCCUUCCUCUUUCGUUCACUCUUCAAACUUCCUCUCCUCCACCCAAAAACCAGAGAGCUCCAUUAAAAAGAUUCUCUAAUUCCUUUUUUUCCCGAUCAAUUUUCCGGUUUAAGGUUCCUAAAUUUUUCCGGCGGUUAAAUCUAUGACGUCAUCUGAGGGAUUAACGAGCAUCGAGCCCUGGUCAUUCCGUCAAAGCUUCAACAACAACAACAACAUCGACUCAUGGUUACUUCCUGAUCCUUUCUCUCACGAUAGUGACUUACUCGCUAAAGCUCUUCACCGAUCCAUCUCAACUUCCACAACCACCGAUUCUCUUCACGCCGAUCCUCUUUCUCCCUCCGCUUACUUCGAUUCCGCCGCCGUCUCCGAUUUCUCCCCUCCUCAAACCCUCUCUAACGUCUCCUUCGGCUCAGAUCCGGAGAUCGCUGCCUAUGGCGGCGCGAAGCGUAAGCGUGGUCCUGGUCUUUCCGGUGUUAAACCACCGAAACGCCGAUCGAGAGUUUCUACGAAGAAAUCUCAGACUACGUUUAUAACGGCGGAUGCGGCUAAUUUCCGGCAGAUGGUUCAGGAAGUCACCGGCGCGAAAUUCGUUGGUUCUUCUCACGGCAUUUUGUCGCCGAUCGUUAAGCCGGAGCCGCAUCGGCUCGCUAGCAGGACUUUGGAUCGAUCUUCGGCGCUUCCGACGCUCGAUACGUCUUCGUUUUUGUCUAACCAUCACCAGGAGUUGGGCUCUGUUUCAGCUCCGAUUAGUUUGUUUCAUCGGUCCGGUGCUGCGAAUACGGCGGCGACGGCGGAUGGUGUUGGUGGUGGCUCCGCCGUGGAAUUGGAUAGUUACCCGACGCUUGAAUCGUGGAAAGUUAUGUGAUCGAUUGGAUUCAAUUAGUGUGUUUGUAGAUGUAAUCCUUUUUUUUUUACUUUUUUCUUUAGAUCGUUUUUUUUUUUUAAUUGUAUUUUCUCUUCUUUAUGAAUAUUUUGUUUUUUCGGGCUGAGCUUUGUGGCUAUGGAGUCUCUCUUGUUCAUACUUUUGGGAAAAUCAAUGUUAAGGUUUUACUUUCUUCAUUUUUUUUCUUUUUGUUUACUUAUUUUUCUCGGAUAAGUUCCGUUACUUGGAUCCUACUUGGUCCAAUAUUAGUUUUUCUAAAUAGUUCCCUUUUUAAA
Messenger RNA from Eutrema salsugineum, 1213 nucleotides. Its product is annotated as calmodulin-binding protein 25. The record is from RefSeq and is a predicted model, not a curated record. The coding region runs from base 198 to 920 and encodes 240 amino acids. The transcript has a single exon. Gene Ontology annotation, cellular component: nucleus. Gene Ontology annotation, biological process: response to osmotic stress. Gene Ontology annotation, molecular function: calmodulin binding. NCBI's taxonomy places the organism in Eukaryota, Viridiplantae, Streptophyta, Magnoliopsida, Brassicales, Brassicaceae.